AUGCUAGAACUAAAGGCAAAGCAUACGUUAACCAUAAAGAAAACAAUGUACAAGCCAAAAUACCCGGAUUGUUUUGCGAACAGUAAGAACCAGCAGGACCUCUUCAUCCAAGGACUCAAAGAUGUUCAUUCUAUCAAGCGACGCCGCCCAAGAAAGGACUCUCCUAGUUUGAACCCAGCAAGUUUCAAGUACCACGUAAUGCUCGGCAGUACACGAGUUGAAGUAUGUCCGAAAGCUUUCACGUCUGUGAUGGAUAUUACUACAAAGCGAGUAAGGAGAGUAAGGGAACUAAAGCAAGAAGGGAAAACUCCACAAGACAAAAGAGGAAGAUUUGUUAGUUAUAGCCUUCCUCUUGAUGUUAAAAUGAAGGUCCGAGAGCACAUUAACUCAUUUCCACUAAAAGAAUCGCACUACUCUGGGCACAAGAUUUCUUACCUGAGCUCUGACCUGAAUUUAAAGACAAUGCAUAAGUUGUACCUUGAAAAAUAUCCUGAUAAGAAAGUCAGCUAUUCUUCGUAUCGAUCUUUCUUUGCAGAGAAUUUCAAUUAUAGAUUUGGAAGGCCCCAAGUUGACAUAUGUUGCACCUGUGAACAACUCAACUUUAGAAUGAAGUCACCCCAUUUGAAUGAAGUUGCUAAACGCACUGCAGUGGCUAAACUGAUAGUCCAUAAGCGCAAAAGUAGAACAUUUUAUUCAGCCUUGAAACACGAAGCUUCAGAUGAUUGUAAGGAAGAAGAUAACGUUUUAUCUUUGGCUUUUGAUUACAUGCAAAAUAUUUCUCUACCCAAAGUCCCUGUGCAAGAACUUUUUUAUCUUCGCCAAUUAACUGUAAACGUCUUUGCCAUCUCUAAUAUCAAGGCUAAAACCAGUUUUUUGUACGUAUAUCAUGAAGGCGAAGGGAGGAAAGGUCCUGACGAAGUAUGCUCGUUUUUGCAUGACUAUUUGAAGCAGAUCCCAGAGAAGAUUACAGAACUUCGUCUCUUCUCUGACAACUGUUCAGCCCAGAAUAAAAAUCAGGCUCUUAUGAGAGAUAGUAUUAAUGGUCUUCAAGAAAGAAUAAUUAUAUUAUAUUUACAAGAUGUCAAAUUAGAAUAA
Messenger RNA from Phaedon cochleariae (mustard beetle), 1095 nucleotides. NCBI's taxonomy places the organism in Eukaryota, Metazoa, Arthropoda, Insecta, Coleoptera, Chrysomelidae. The record is from the annotation of a GenBank genome assembly.